UUGAAAAGUGCGCCGGCGCUCUCUGCCUGGCUCUAUUAACAACGCACGCGUGUGCGGCGUGUUUUUUCUCCCCUUUUAGUUUCGCGCCAAGCGAGUGCACAUCACGCUCGAAGCCUCGUCGAUGUCAAGAUCGAGCCCGUCGCGCGCCGGCAUUGUCCUGCGCAAUUGAGUCUAUAUAUUGGCCAGCGCCCAAUCCAGCCGCGGCGUCGGCAAAAAAGACAGACGGCCUUUUUCGUCGUCCACGCACGGUGACUGGUGCGACCAGGGACGACGUUUCCCGAGAGCCCGUCGAAGCGACAACGAACGUCGGCGACGGGUCUUGGAUACGAGGAUGGCGAGCUCUCGAUCGACGACGCCGUAGCGCCCAGACUGGCGUCCGACUCGAAUGCCGCUCUGUAGCUGACUGCGUUUUAGACUGCGUUACGACGGGUGCUGGCGCUGGUGUAUGGCCAGGCACCUGAGAGAACGCCGGGUGCGGCAAAAUCGCGGUUUCGGCGCUGGCAGUGGUCGGUACACGGAUGCACGGUGACCGGGCGCCUGCACCUUCACAAGGCAAGCCAUGGGAUCCAGCCAGAGUCAGCUGACAGCUGAGGAGCUGCGGGACUACAGAGAGCUGACGUUCCUUACGAAAAAGGAAAUUCUGCACGCCUUCAAACGAUUCAAGGCCAUCGCUGAAGGGCAGGUGUGUGCUGACAAGCACACCAGAAUUCCCGUCAGGUACAUCGAACAGAUGCCGGAAUUCAGGUGCAACCCCUUCCGGGACCGGCUACUGCGGGUGUUCUCGUCCUGCAAGGACGAUCGCAUGUCCUUCGAGGACUUCCUCGACCUCCUGAGCGUGCUCUGCGAGGAUGCGCCCGUCGACGUCAAGGCCGAAUACGCCUUCCAGAUAUUCGACAUGGACGACGACGGUGUUCUGGGCGAGGACGACCUGGCGGAGGUCAUCAAGCGGCUGACGUCGUGGGACUCCGGCUGCCGCCUGGAGACGCCCGACGUUCAGCGGAUCAUCGAGCAGAUCCUCGCCGAGGCGGACCUGGACCGGAGCGGUCACAUGUCGCUCAUGGAGUUCCAGCACUGCAUGCUCAAAAACCCCGACUUCGCAAGCUCUUUCAGCAUACGGCUGUGAACCGGCACUUCGAAUUCUGGACCGUCACGCAAACCUUGUGCGGCGGAGGCGUCGCGGGUGCGAGUCCCGCGGCGGCGGCGUCGUCACGACCGAAUGGAGCACAGCGGGAUCGCGCCGUCACCGCCACACUGUCACCACCGCCCGCGACCUUUGUCGCGCCGCACGUUCUCCCUUUGUUUUCGUCGAUUAAACGGUAUCGACUUUCGA
Molecule: messenger RNA, 1330 nt
Organism: Dermacentor andersoni
Lineage: Eukaryota; Metazoa; Arthropoda; Arachnida; Ixodida; Ixodidae
Product: calcium and integrin-binding protein 1-like
Molecular function (GO): magnesium ion binding; calcium ion binding
Source: RefSeq, a predicted model, not a curated record